Messenger RNA from Penicillium canescens, 1002 nucleotides. RefSeq lists its product as uncharacterized. Gene Ontology annotation, cellular component: cytoplasm. Lineage: Eukaryota; Fungi; Ascomycota; Eurotiomycetes; Eurotiales; Aspergillaceae. The coding region runs from base 1 to 1002 and encodes 333 amino acids. The transcript has 3 exons. The record is from RefSeq and is a predicted model, not a curated record.
AUGUCCGACCCAACUCUCUACCUCUACACGUCCCUGACCGCGGGGUCAUCGCACAUCGUCACCGCAACUGCCCGCAUUGAGACAAUUCUCAAGGCAAACAAGCUUCCCUUCCGCGCUGUUGAUGUUGCCACCGACGAUGCUGCUCGGAAGCUCUGGGGUCGCCGCUCCAAGGGCAAGAAGCUACCAGGCCUGGUGAAAUACGGCGACAUUGUGGGAGACCUAGAACAAAUCGAAGAAUGGAACGAAUUCGGCGAGCUCCGUCUGGUAGUCCUCAGCGUCCAGGACCUGGGUGGAAUGCCGGCAACCAGCAACCCAAUCCCCGCCGCGACCGAGACCAAGACCGAGCCUGAACCCGCAACCCCCAAGCCCUCCACAAUCAAGAUCCAAAGCCCGCCGACUAAGACCGAAGAGAAGAAAGACGACAAAGCUGUGCUUGCGCUGCGCCAGGCCAGCUCGGAGGCCGCGUCCAAGGCCGCCCCCCGUGGACACCGCGGCUCCGUCGCCGCCGAGCUGCCAGACACAGCCCCCGAUUCACCCAAGACAGCCAAACGUCCCGUCCUCGUUCCGGAAAUGGCGGCCGUGUCAUCGGCCAACUUCCACGCGGAUAAUGCCGAAGAGCUUGGGCUGGUUGAGCACCAUCGCGGUUCUAUCAUCUCGACUACGGAUAAGGCGGAGCAGGAUAAGGUUGUGCGUGAGAUUAGGGCGUCUAUUACUGCUGACGAGCCUUCUGGUAAUCUCGAUGCUAUCCGCAAGCAGGCUGCAGAGCAAACGGGAGCCGACACGAUUGAGGAGGUCGCGACACCGCUAUUUGAGAAUGUGAAUGAUACUAAAACGGCGGCUGCAGUGGCUGAGGAGCCCAAGGCCGAGGAACCCAAGACUGAGCCCAAGGAGACCGAUGUCAAAGAGGAUGUGAAGGAUAAGGAUGAAUCCAAGGAGUCCAAGGCCGAGGAGGUCGAGGAAAAGGAAGACGCAAAGAAUAAGGAAACAGAGUCCAAGGACUGA